AUGUCUGAAUCUGAGAGAAGUUUCUUAGCCCACGCAGACAUUAUUCCAAAGGAUAGAAUCAUUGGUCCAUAUGUUGUCGAAGAGUACAUCGGACACGGUGGUUAUAGCACUAUUUAUAAGGCUAGUGAUCCAGAUACAAGAGAAUUACUGGCAAUAAAACUCGAACCAAUAAAUGCACAGAAAAAAGCGAUAGAGCAAGAGUCACAGUACUACAAGAUGGUUGAAGGAUCUCAGUAUUUUCCAAAAAUAUUCAAAAUCGGAAGUGCACCUCAAUAUCAUUACAUUGCAAUGGAGUUACUUGGUCCAUCACUUUCUCAAUUAGCUAAAAUACUCCCAACACACUCAUAUUCAAUCGAAACAACUAUCCGUCUCUCAAGGCAAAUGCUUUGCGCAAUUAUUGACGUUCAUCAACAUGGUUUAAUCCAUCGUGACAUCAAACCAGGCAAUUUCUUAAUUCGUGCCGAUGCUACAUAUCCAAUUGUCUUGAUUGAUUUUGGCUUGGCCAGAAAAUUCAGACAAGAAGAUGGAACUCAUGUCGAACAACGCCAGAAAUUCGGAUUUGCAGGUACAUCCAAUUAUGCUCCACUCAAUGCACAUGAGAAAAUGGAUCUUUCAAGAAGAGAUGAUUUGAUAUCAUGGUUCUACUCAGUUCUCGAGCUUAUUAACGGAAAACUUCCUUGGACAGGCCUUUCUGAUAAGAAGCAGAUCGAAGAUAUGAAGAGAAACAUUACAGUUAGCCAGUUAUGUUCCUCAUUACCUGAAGAAUACAGACAAAUCUACGUCUACAUCUCCAAUUUACAGUUCGAUGAGGAUCCUAACUACGAAAUGAUGCUUUCCCUCAUCAAUAGAGCAGCUAUUAAGGCUCACUGCGAUGAAAAAGUCUAUGAAUGGUAUACAAUUCCUCAGGAUAAAAUCAAAAAAGUGUCAAAAAUUAACCUUAUUCCUGCGGGAGUCUUUAGACCUAAAUACCAGUCAGCGGAGCCAGAGCCAGCACCUAUAACUAAGUUGUCUGGAUAUGAUAACACAAUUAUCCCACCUGGACAAGCGAAGAAAGAAAAGAAGAAAGAAGAUCCAUCACUUGGACUGAAACAACUCGAUGUAGGAGCAUAUAGAGUGGAUUAUUCACAGGAUCCAUUCGCUACUCCUCCUCGUUCUAAUGUCUUACCUGUUAAGCCAAAGAGAAAGUAA
Trichomonas vaginalis G3 is the source of this 1188-nucleotide messenger RNA. Its product is annotated as protein kinase protein. The record is from RefSeq and is a predicted model, not a curated record. Gene Ontology annotation, biological process: endocytosis; signal transduction; peptidyl-serine phosphorylation. Gene Ontology annotation, molecular function: protein serine/threonine kinase activity; ATP binding. Gene Ontology annotation, cellular component: nucleus; cytoplasm. The transcript has a single exon. NCBI's taxonomy places the organism in Eukaryota, Parabasalia, Trichomonadida, Trichomonadidae. The coding region runs from base 1 to 1188 and encodes 395 amino acids.